AUGCCGGUAAUAACGAAGAAGCCACAUGUUCUUGUAGUACCGUUUCCACAAACCGGACACAUGGUUCCACAUCUCGACCUAACUCAUCAGAUUCUCCUCCGUGGAGCCACUGUCACUGUCCUCGUCACUCCCCAAACCUCUCCUUAUCUCGACACUCUUCGUUCACUUCACUCACCGGAAACUCUCAAAACCCUAACCCUUCCUUUUCCUUCACACCCUUUAAUUCCUUCAGGCGUCGAAACCCUUCAACAACUUCCUCUCCAAGCAUUACCUUACAUGUUCGAAGCUCUCUCUCGUCUCCACGACCCUCUCGUUGACUUUAUCAGCCGUCAACCACCGUCCGAUCUCCCUGACGUUAUCCUCGGAAGCUCUUUCCUCAGCCCUUGGAUUAACAAAGUAGCCGAUGCUUUCUCUAUCAAAUCCAUUUGUUUCUUACCAAUCAAUGCUCACUCUAUAUACACCAUGUGGGGUCAAGAAGAUAGAAGCUUCUUCGACGAGCUCGAGACUUGUACAACGGAAAGUUAUGGUGUUGUAAUCAACACUUUCUACGAACUCGAACCUGAAUUCGUAGAGAGUGUUAAAACACGUUACAUGACUCACCACCGUGUUUGGACCGUUGGACCGUUACUCCCCGUUAAAGCCGGGGCUAACCGCGGCGAACAAAGCUCAAUCCCGCCGGAGAAAGUAUCGGCUUGGUUAGACUCGUGCCCUGAGGAUAACUCAGUCGUUUACAUCGGUUUCGGUAGUCAGAUCCGUCUCACGGCAGAGCAAACCGCGGCUUUAGCGGCGGCUUUGGAGAAAAGCGGUGUACGUUUCAUAUGGACGGUUAGAGACGCGGCCAAGAAAGUAAACUCCGUAGAAGAUGAUAACGAAGAUGUGAUUCCGGUGGGGUUCGAAGAGAGAGUGAAGGAGAAAGGACUUGUGAUAAGAGGAUGGUCUCCACAGACCAUGAUCCUUGAGCAUCGAGCCGUUGGUUCUUACCUGACUCAUAUGGGUUGGGGUUCGGUUCUUGAAGGAAUGGUCGGAUGUGUUUUACUACUUGCUUGGCCGAUGCAAGCGGAUCAUUUCUACAACACGACGCUGCUCGUUGAUAAACUACGAGCAGGGAUUCGUGUUGGAGAGAACAAAGACUCUGUUCCUGACCCGGACGAACUCGCUAAGGUUUUGGCUGAGUCGGUGAAAGAGGAUUUGCCGGAGAGAGUUAGGUUGAUGAAGUUGAGAGAGAAAGGUGUGGAGGCUAUAAAAAAAGGUGGCAGCUCUUACAACGACUUAGAUGACCUUAUUGCAGAGAUGAAAAUAAGCAAAUGUGGUAAGGAAAAUGUUUGA
This is a messenger RNA of Arabis nemorensis, 1326 nucleotides long. Lineage: Eukaryota; Viridiplantae; Streptophyta; Magnoliopsida; Brassicales; Brassicaceae. The record is from the annotation of a GenBank genome assembly.